GGCGAUUUGCCGCGAAAAUAAUGUUACCAUCACAUUGUUGAUGUAAAAUAUGUGUUAAAUAAAUGUCAAAAACUUAAUUAAAAACGUGCUUUUCGAUUUUUUUGGAGAGUAACAUUGGAGCAAAAUGUCUGUAAAUACUGGACGUUUUCGUCCGGAGAAAAGUAAUGUGUUUAAGAAAAGAUUUGGUCAAGGAGAAAAUAUUCCGAGGGAGAACACUGCGGAGGGAAGACUGAAUCUAGCUAAGGAAAACAUCAAAAUCGAUGCUUUGUACGGAUUUCACAGAGUGACGGACGUUAAAGAAAGAAUAGGAUUUUUACUCAACAUGCAUGCGACUGACAUCGUAGAAGAUGACAAGCAAUUGGUUAGUGGUGUAGAUUAUUAUUUCCUCGAAGAGGACUUUUCUCGUUUCAAAGUUUCCUUGCCUUAUGAGCCCUAUUUUUACAUACUUUGUCGCAAAGAUACCAUGCAAGAAGUCUCCACAUUUUUAUUUAAAAAGUAUACUGGACUCAUAAGCAAAAUUGAUAGCAUCACGAAAGAAGAUCUCGAUUUGCCAAAUCACUUGAUUGGUUUGAAACAAAGGUACCUGAAGUUAAAAUUCGCUAACUUGGUCAACAUGACAAAAGUAAAGAGGGAUAUAAUGGCUGCUGUAAAGGUUAAUAGAGAGCGGGAAAAGAGUAACACGUACUACGAGCAAUUGCUGACAAAAACACUGAAUUCUAACAGGGUUCAUGAAACGAAGAAACAGGUGGAUCACAUGGACAAUAUUCUUGAUAUUAGAGAAUAUGACGUCCCACACCACGUUCGUGUAUCAAUCGACAUGAAGAUAUUUGUUGGUGCCUGGUACUCAGUGAAGACCUGCGGAACUCAACAGCCACCAGUAAUCAUCCGGAGGGACGACAUCGUUGAAAGACCGGAACCGAUAGUCCUAGCUUAUGAUAUCGAAACGACAAAACUACCACUCAAAUUUCCUGAUGCUAACAGUGAUCAGAUCAUGAUGAUUUCUUACAUGAUCGACGCACAGGGUUACUUAAUAACAAACAGGGAAAUAAUCUCCUCUGAUGUCGAGGAUUUCGAGUACACUCCAAAGCCAGAAUUCGAGGGUGUCUUCACAGUUUUCAACGAACCAAAUGAAAAGGCUAUGAUAACGAAGUUCUUCGAUCACAUCAACGAUGUGAAACCUCACGUAUUUGUUUCUUACAACGGUGACUUUUUCGAUUGGCCCUUCGUCGAAACGAGGGCUGCGAUCCACGGAAUGAACAUGAAGGAGAGAAUCGGAUUCGCGAAGAAUAAGGAUGGAGUUUAUGCCUGUCGUCCUGCAAUGCAUAUGGAUUGCUUGUGUUGGGUAAAACGGGACUCGUAUCUACCAGUGGGUUCUCAAAAUUUGAAGGCUGUAGCUAAAGCAAAAUUGAGGUAUGAUCCAGUUGAGUUGGACCCAGAAGAAAUGUGCAGACUCGCUAAUGAGGAACCGAGAGUGCUGGCGAAUUAUUCGGUCUCCGAUGCAGUCGCUACUUUUUAUCUUUAUCAAAAAUACGUACAUCCUUUCAUUUUUGCGUUGUGCACAAUUAUCCCUAUGGAGCCUGAUGAGGUACUUCGAAAGGGUUCCGGAACUCUGUGCGAAUCACUUUUGAUGGUAGAAGCCUAUCACGCGAAUAUCAUCUAUCCGAACAAGCAGGAACAAGAAUUUAAUAAAUUGUCCUCAGAUGGUCACGUUUUAGAUCAAGAAACUUAUGUCGGUGGUCACGUAGAAGCUCUAGAAUCCGGAGUUUUCCGAGCUGAUAUUCCUUAUCGCUUCAAAAUAGUCCCAAGUGCAGUUGAGAAAUUAAUCGAGGGCAUCGAAAGCACCUUGAAGCACGCGAUCGAGGAAGAGGAACAAAUUCCACUCGAGAUGGUCACGAAUUUCAAUGAAGUUGUGGAGGAAAUCAAACAGAAGCUCACACCUCUCAGGGAUCAACCUUUGAGAAUGGAAAAUCCUGUGAUCUAUCACUUGGAUGUUGGUGCCAUGUAUCCUAAUAUCAUUUUAACUAAUCGGCUACAACCUUCAGCGAUGGUUAAUGAAACUGUUUGUGCUGCUUGCGAUUACAAUAAGCCUGGAGCUCUCUGUCAACGAAAUAUGAGCUGGAUGUGGAGAGGCGAAAUUAUGCCAGCAAGUUUGGGGGAGUACCAAAGAAUCCAGCAGCAAUUGGAAAUGGAGAAGUUUCCACCAUUUUUUCCAGGUGGGCCUCGAAGAGCUUUCCAUGAACUUUCAAAGCAGGACCAAGCAGCCUACGAGAAAAAAAGACUGACAGAGUUUUGUAGGAAGGCCUACAGGAAAGUCAAGAUUACGAGAAUGGAAGAGAGGACUCAAACAAUUUGCCAGAGGGAGAAUUCUUUUUACGUGGACACUGUUCGUGCUUUUAGGGACAGACGAUAUGAGUACAAGGGUAUGACGAAAGUAGCGAAACAACAGGUCGCAGCUGCCAUUGCCAUAGGAGAUGCUGCCGAAAUUAAAUCUGCAAAGGGCAGGGAAGUUUUGUACGAUUCACUACAGCUCGCUCACAAGUGUAUUCUCAAUUCUUUCUACGGUUACGUCAUGAGAAGAGGUUCUCGGUGGUUCAGUAUGGAAAUGGGAGGCAUCGUGUGUUACACAGGAGCCCAUAUUAUUCGGAAAGCUCGAGAAAUUGUGGAACAGGUUGGCCGCCCUUUGGAGUUGGAUACCGACGGUAUUUGGUGUAUUCUUCCAGCUUCGUUCCCGGACAACGUAAUCGUAAAAACGACACAUCCUAAGAAAUCCAAAUUGACGGUUUCAUAUCCAAACGCGGUCCUGAAUUUUAUGGUGAAGGAUCAGUUUACAAACGACGUUUAUCACGAUCUUGUAGACAAGGAGAAUUUAACAUACAAAGUGCGAAGCGAGAACUCGAUUUUCUUCGAGGUUGACGGUCCUUAUCUCGCGAUGGUUUUACCCGCGUCUAAGGAGGAAGGGAAAAAGUUGAAGAAGAGGUACGCGGUUUUCAAUUUUGAUGGAUCACUCGCUGAAUUGAAAGGUUUUGAGAUCAAGCGCAGAGGGGAACUCCAGUUAAUUAAGAUCUUUCAAUCCUCGGUUUUCGAGUCGUUUUUGAAGGGAGAAACGCUGGAAGAGUGCUAUGCUUCGGUCGCUAAAGUCGCUGACUAUUGGCUCGACAUUCUCUUCAGUAAAGGUGCAAAUCUACCGGAUUCUGAGUUGUUUGAACUUAUUUCGGAAAAUAAGUCCAUGUCUCGGACACUCGAAGAUUAUGGAAGUCAGAAGUCUACUUCCAUUUCAACUGCUAAGCGAUUGGCUGAGUUCUUGGGAGAUCAGAUGGUGAAAGAUGCAGGAUUGGCUUGUAAAUAUAUCAUCUCCAGGAAACCAGAAGGGUCUCCUGUUACUGAAAGAGCGAUUCCCUUAGCAAUUUUUCAAUCUGAGCCAAGCGUAACGAGGCAUUAUUUGAGGAAGUGGCUGAAAGACCCGAGCAUUCAGGAGCCAAAUAUCCGAGAAAUUUUGGACUGGGGUUACUACGUUGAAAGACUUGGAAGCACGAUUCAGAAAAUUAUUACCAUUCCAGCAGCCAUGCAAGGACUUGCAAAUCCAGUACCAAGAGUUCAGCAUCCAGACUGGCUCUAUAAGAAAGUUAACGAAAAGAACAAAGCAAAAUCGCAGAUGAAGAUCAACGAAAUCUUCCAAGCGGUUCCAAGAACGCAUGAAAACGAAGAAUCAGGUAUGGAAAUCCCUGACGGGGAGGAUCCACCCGACAUCGAAGACAUCGGAAGCAAAUCACCACAUUUCAAGAUACCAGCAACCUCAGCAGUCCACAAACGAAAACGAGUAGUGUCUUCCUCCGAAGAGGAAUCCGAGGAUAAGUCAAAAUCCUGGAAGGAGGUCUUUGGCCCUGCUCCACCGAUGGGAACAACCUACAAGGAGAAAAUGGAAUGGCUCGAGUUCCACAAGAAGAAGUGGGCUUUUCAAUUAAAGCAAAGGGGCCUGGAACCCGGUGCGAAGAGAAAUAAAAAGCGAGUCGACAAUAGCUUCGAUCAAGCUAAUCGCCCGAGUGCGAGGAACCCGAUUGGUGGAUCCUUGGGUGGAUUCUUGAGACGAGCUCAGCGGAAGUUAUUUGACACACCCUGGCAGAUAAUACAGAUUGUAGAGACAAGUGAACUCGGAUUGUUUCGCCUCUGGGCACUUGUUGAUCAAGAAUUGCACCUACUGCGUCUCAAUGUUCCCCGAAUUUUCUACGUCAACAGGCGAGUACCCUUUCCUGAAGAAACCAAUGACAAAAAUUGGAAGAAGUGUUCAAAGAUUUUGCCUCGAGGACGACCGGUCUUCAAUCUCUAUCGCUACACAGUCACGGAAUCCAAGUUUAGGAGUUUCAACGCCAUGGAUGAUCUGACGACUCCAGAUAUCGAGGGGAUCUACGAAACGCAGAUGACUCUAGAGUUCCGAGCAAUUUUGCAGUUGGGUUGCGUCUGCACCGUGGACAAAAAUGCGGCUGGUCAGAUGGCUGAUGGUGCUGACACUUUCAACCUUGAGCAUGUCACUUUCCAGAGCAUUGCGGUUCAACCCUAUUUGAAAGAGGCGGGGGUUUUGAAAUACAUUUUCCUCUACCAUCACUGGUCCUCGAAUCAUCAGCGUGCGAUCUGGGGAUUGUUUUUGAGUCCAAGCAAAAGGUCCCACAUUUUCGUGCACGAUACUGUCCGGACGAAUCAAAUGCCGAAUAUGAAUACGCUCUACGUCGCUGAAAGGAGCGUUGCCAGUGAAAAGCACUCGGAGGAAAGUCUGAAAAAUACUCCGGACGCGAUGCAUUUCGAGGUGAAGAUUGAAACGGAUCUGCAGAAAGUUUAUAAGGCCAUUCAGGUGGCACUGAAGAAUUAUAAGAAUGAAAUGAAAGGAGCGACGGUUUUGGUUCUCCAGACGCCGAUGGACGUUCCAGUCGUGACCAAUAGUAUGCCGAUGCUGAACGAGUUUCCGGUGGUUAAGACGCAUAUUCAGGAUGUGGAGAAUUUGUAUAAUACAUUCGAGUGGCAAAAGGUCGGAGCGAAGGCGAUGCUUCGUCAUUAUCUGGAGUGUGAGAGAACUCUGGAUUUGAUGAUUGAACAGUGUCGAUAUUUUCAUGCGCCUAUUGGAAAUAUUCCGCCGGAUGCGACACUCUUUGGGGCGGAUUUGUUUUAUGCCAGGCAUUUGCAGAAGAAUAAUUUUGUGCUUUGGUGCUCGCCGACGGAGAAGCCAGACUUUGGAGGCAGUGAGAAUGAUGAUAACAGACUGCUGACUGAUUUCGAAGAAAGUUCGAGCUGUGCAAUCAACAAAACAGGAACGUAUUCAAGUGUUUGCGUCGAAUUGGAAAUCGACAGUUUAGCCGUUAAUACCUUACUGCAAUCUCAUCACGUGAACGAUAUCGAUGGCACCAGUUCCUUCGUAGCAUUUCACAGUGCAUCUCAGGCAACUUUACAGGAAAUGAUAUCUGGAGAAUCGGCAACGUUAGGAAUUCCUAGUUAUGAUGAGACAGCUUUGUGUAAUGCGGCGUUCAGAGUCUUGCGAAAUAUGGUGAAUGCAUGGUUGAGAGACGUGACCAUUUACAAGAAUAUGUUCGCUGAUUAUCAAAUAAUCCACUUUUACCGAUGGCUUCGAUCUCCUCAAGCUUUGCUCUAUGAUCCCGCUCUUCGCCGUACACUUUACAGUUACAUGAAAAAGCUAUUUCUCCAGUUGAUAGCCGAAUUCCAGAGACUCGGUUCCGUCGUGGUUUUCGCCAACUUUAACAAAAUCAUCCUCUGCACGAAGAAAAGAGCGGUUGCUGAUGCUCUGGCAUAUAUCGAGUACAUCGAUCACUCGAUUCGAAGGAAGGAAUUGUUCCACAGUAUUGAUAUCCGCUUCGAGCAGUGCUGGGAGUAUCUCGUGUGGUUGGACUUGACUAAUCAUGGCGGCGUUAGGGGCAAAGUUCCAAAAGCUGUGACUGAAGAUGAGUCCGCAGUGGAGCAAAAUGAGGACGAUGAAGAAAACGAAGAUGACGGGCCCGAAAUAGUCAUGAACUGGAAUCUGAUGGAGUAUCUGCCAAAAGAAUCAGGCUGCCAAGCCACUUUCAGCGCCAUAAUUGCAGGCUACAUAAGUGCAAUUUAUCAGCAUGUGAACGAAUACGAACCCUCCGGGAACGCAACUCCACGGCCAAGGCAAAGAAGAAGUAGUUGCGCGAGUCAAAGUCUUACUCAGCGGCUUGGUUUGGCUGAUUUAGAAAAUACAGCAGAGUUCGCCAAAUCUUUAAUCACCGGUGAAAUGUCCCAGAAACUUUUCCAGAUCGUGCACAAGAUUCACAAAAAAUUACCCGAGAAAGUACUGAUGACAGAGGAAAGUCCACAUAUGGGUGUGAUUGUAUCGGGUAAGAGAAUCAUCAAGCCUGCUGUUGAACUAACCAAAGCCAUCUGCGAGGUGUUGUCGUUAGACAAGGAAGUGACGGAAGAAGUGAAUACUUUGAAGGAAAAUUUGUUGAGAUUGGUGAAUGUCAGUAUGUACAGUGAUGAAGCCGAAUGGAAAGAUCCUUGCGUCUCUUAUACUUUACCGGAAGUCAUCUGUCAGGGUUGUAAUCAUACAAGAGACAUCGAUCUUUCUAGGGACAAUUAUCGAGCCUUCGAAAAUGACAGACAAGUUUGGAAAUGUCCGAUUUGCGAAAUGAGCUACGACAACGACGAAAUCGAAAUGGCUCUCAUAGAUAUCCUGAACAGAAAGACGAUGGGCUACGUUCUCCAAGAUUUGCAAUGUCGCCGCUGCCUCGAAGUGAAAAAAGAGAACAUCAGAGAACUUUGUCCAUGUGGAGGGGAUUUCAAAACGAUGAUUUCGAAAGAAGAGAUGAUACAAUUCGCAACGGUUCACAGAAACGUAUCUGCGAAAUGUCAAAUGGAGAUUCUCUCUGAUGCAAUUGAAAAUAUGGGUCUCCUAGAAUUUCCGAGAGUGAGCCUUGACUGAAAAUUUGUAUAUAUGUAACUAUGUUUUACCUGCUGUGAAUUUUUAUCCGUUUCGUACUAAUUUAGCAAUAAAUGAACACAUUUUUUAUACAUACA
Messenger RNA from Belonocnema kinseyi, 7035 nucleotides. It is a transcript of the gene DNApol-epsilon255, whose product is annotated as DNA polymerase epsilon catalytic subunit A. Gene Ontology annotation, cellular component: epsilon DNA polymerase complex; nucleus. Gene Ontology annotation, molecular function: single-stranded DNA 3'-5' DNA exonuclease activity; zinc ion binding; nucleotide binding. The record is from RefSeq and is a predicted model, not a curated record. Bases 125 to 6940 code for a protein of 2271 amino acids. The transcript is spliced from 20 exons. Lineage: Eukaryota; Metazoa; Arthropoda; Insecta; Hymenoptera; Cynipidae. Gene Ontology annotation, biological process: DNA replication proofreading; DNA replication; base-excision repair, gap-filling.